Nylanderia fulva is the source of this 4723-nucleotide messenger RNA. Its product is annotated as polyamine-transporting ATPase 13A3. Lineage: Eukaryota; Metazoa; Arthropoda; Insecta; Hymenoptera; Formicidae. The record is from RefSeq and is a predicted model, not a curated record. Gene Ontology annotation, molecular function: polyamine transmembrane transporter activity; P-type transmembrane transporter activity; ATP binding. Gene Ontology annotation, cellular component: membrane. Gene Ontology annotation, biological process: intracellular calcium ion homeostasis; polyamine transmembrane transport.
GCAAAAUAUGCCGUGCGCACAGCUCCACUUUGUCGGUCGACGUAAAAUGUGACAGUGCAGUUUGGUGCGCUUCAUACGUGAGACAAAAGUGAUACCGCAGCAAAGAAAAAAAUUUAUAUAUUAAAAAAUUAUUAACGGGCCAGUUGUAAGUUGCUUACUUGUACUAUAAUAUAUGAUACGUCACUCGUUAUAAAGUUUACGAACACUAAACGAAUGUCAGCCAUCGACCGACACAUCCAAAGUUCACUCGUUGACCUUGUGCUGCAAACGAUAACGAAGCGCUCUCAUUGCUUCCGCCUUGCAAUUCCAUUCAUUGAUUGCUCAAAUUUCAAGCAAUUUCAACGACAGAUAAAUCGUUCUCUAAAUCUGUGCCGUAUUGGCCUUGGCUGCAUUUUACAAAGAACGUGCGAGUAUACUUAUAACGGUUUAUUUAAGCGGUUAUUUUUAAUUCCUCAACAACACACAAGUGGAUAUCAUAUGGAAUUUAACAAAUUUUUUGCAUUGUGAACAUUCGGCGAAUCGAUUUGAAUCGGUCAACACAUUUCGCAAAUGAGAGUGCGCGUGCGCGUUUCCCGAAAUUGCCGACUCUUGUCCGUGCGUGAAAUCAUCAUCUACUUUUGCCGUCAUCAAGGAAAGGAAAAACAUCAAAGAAACUAAAAAAUAUUCGAACAGCAUUAUAUAUUUAUAUUAUUAUUAUUGGCACAAAUUGGAGUAAUAAAUCAGUGGAUUGUAAAAAAAACUGUCAAAAACCUACGGCAUAAUUUAAUCAAAUAAACUCGAAGUUAUGAUCGAUGCUAAUGAAGUGAAUAAAGACAACACAAAAUCGGAUGUCUUAUGGCAAAAAAUUUACGCUGAUCAAAAUGAACAUUUGCAUAUUUACGGAUUCGAGAAGAGUUUGCUGAGAACUAUUGUAACAUACGUUUUGUAUGUAUUGUCUAUUGGAUGGAUCAGAUUAUUAUUUCACUGGUAUCCUCGCCUGCAUUUGUAUGCCACUCAUCGAAGAUGUACUUUAAAUCGCGCAACGAAAAUACUCGCAAUAGAUGAUUAUCAAGGAGAGUACAAGUCAUACUUUGUACGGGAUGUCCAAAAAAUUUCUACUAAAAAUCUAAGUGCGCAAAAUUUUGCGGUUACUAUUAUUAAUCAAGAUCUUGUAGAGAAAAUCAAGGACAAGACAUUGAAAAUUAAUUUAGAAAACGGUACGCAUUGUGAGGUUUACGAAUAUAAGGCUUUCUGGUGCAAAAAAAAGUGUUAUAUCUGGGACGUUACAAAACAUGCAUUUUCGAGACUUGUAGGAUUUGAAAAUGGUGUACUGUGUUCCAAAUUUCAUCUCUCAUGUAGUAGUGCCUUAUCCAAGGAAGAGCAAUUGCUUAGACGUAUUGUAUACGGAAAUAACAACAUUGUUGUACAACUCCAGAGUAUCAGUGUAUUAUUACUGUUAGAAGUUUUAAAUCCAUUUUACAUUUUUCAAGUAUUUACCGUGGCAUUAUGGCUUGCGGAAGAUUAUCUAUAUUACACAAUUGCUAUAAUAUUAAUGUCAUUGUUUGGCAUAACAAGCACUAUAAUUCAAACUCGAAAGAAUCAACAGAAUUUACGGGGUACUGUUGCGUCUUCAGAGAACGUACAUGUACGCGUACUUCGAAAUACUGGUAUUUUUGAGAAUAUUUCUAGCAAGGAAUUAGUACCCGGUGAUGUCAUAGAAUUACCGAGGCAUCAAGCGACUCUGGUAUGCGACGCAGUCUUAUUAACGGGGCAGUGCAUAGUAAACGAAUCCAUGUUAACGGGCGAGUCUAUACCAGUAAGAAAAACAUCAUUACCAUCACGUCACGUAUUGUACGAUGCUAAAGAGUUUACGCACCAUACAUUAUAUAGUGGCACCACUAUUAUACAAACCAAAUAUCACGGAAAUCAACCGAUUCUUGCAAGAGUGAUUAGAACUGGUUUUCUAACUAACAGAGGUGGUUUAAUAGCCGCUAUAUUAUAUCCUCCUCCAGCAGAUUUCAAAUUUGAUAAAGAUUCGUAUAAAUUUAUCGGCAUUUUGGCAUUCAUUGCAACUUUGGCUGUUAUAUAUACCGUAGUAACAAAGGUUUCGAGAGGAAUUACAACUAGUGAUGUAACGAUGAAGGCACUAGAUAUUAUCACGAUAGUGGUACCACCAGCAUUACCGGCUGCGAUGACCGUAGGAAAGCUUUAUGCUCAAGCUAGAUUGAAACGUGCGCAAAUCUAUUGUAUUAAUAAUAAAGUCAUAAAUGUUUCCGGCAGCAUAAACUGUGUAUGUUUCGAUAAGACGGGAACAUUGACCGAAGAUGGAUUGGAUAUGUGGGGCGUUGUACCAUGUACAAACGGCGUCCUCGGGAAGGCCGAGACGGAUAUAUCCAAGCUUAGAGAUCAUUCUCUUUUCAAAGGAAUGCUGGUUUGUCAUAGUUUAUCAGUAAUCAACGGAAAACUUUGCGGAGAUCCUUUGGACGUGAAGAUGUUCGAAAGUACUAAAUGGAUAUUAAAAGAGUCGAAUUGCAUGGAUGUAAAUAAGUACGAUGCGAUAGCACCGGUAGUUGUAAAGCUGCCGAAGAAUAAUUUUACAGAAAAUAUAAACAAAGAAAUGUCGGAAAUCGGUAUAAUACAACAAUAUCAAUUUUUGAGUUCUUUACAACGAAUGUCCGUGAUUGUACGUGUAUUAGGAUCGGAUAAUUUUAGAGCUUACACGAAAGGCUCUCCCGAAAUGAUAAUCAAUUUAAGCAAAACAGAAACUGUACCGAAUGAUAUUUCCUUCGUUUUGGAACGAUACACGAGACAGGGUUAUCGCGUAAUAGCUAUGGGUUGUCGAACGAUCUCUGAAAAUAGUGCAGAGGUAUUGAAAUUAUCUCGAGAAGUGGUCGAGCGAGACUUGGAGUUUUUAGGACUAAUCGUUCUAGAAAAUCGAUUAAAACAACCAACAGCAUCAGUGGUUACGGAAUUAAGAAAAGCCAACAUACGCGUAGUGAUGAUUACAGGAGAUAAUAUCCAGACUGCAAUAAGUGUCGCAAAAGAGUGUGGGAUACUCGCGAUCGAAGAACAUAUUGUAGAUGUAGUUGUAGCUUCGACAAAGGGAAAAAAGGAUGAUCGUCCAGAUAUUUUUAAUGUUCAGUGUCAAUCUUCGACAUUGAACUCGCGAGAUCAAGUGUUAGCGACACCAACAAUUCAAGAUAUAGAACGCGGUAUAACCAAUUGUAAUUAUAGAUUUGCUUUAACGGGCCAAACGUGGCAAGUAUUGAGAGAACAUUAUCCUGACCUCGUAGAUCGCAUUUGCGUACGCGGUACAAUAUUCGCUAGAAUGAGCAGCGAUCAGAAGCAACAAUUAAUUAUGGAGCUUAUGCGUCUUGGUUACUAUGUAGUCAUGUGCGGAGAUGGUGCCAAUGAUUGUGGAGCAUUAAGGGCUGCUCAUGUUGGUAUAUCGCUUUCCGAAGCAGAAUCCAGCGUGGCUAGUCCUUUCACCUCGCGAGUAUCCGAUAUAAGCUGCGUUCCAAAAGUGAUACGAGAAGGGCGUGCUGCUUUAAUCACGUCGUUUGGAAUUUUUAAAUUUAUGGUCGCGUAUUCUCUUACUGAAUUUCUAUCCGUUAUAAUAUUAUAUUCCAUAGACUCAAACUUGUCGGAUUUGCAAUUUUUAUUUAUCGAUAUUUGUCUAAUCAUUAACUUUGCCUUCUUUUUCGGCAAAACUCACGCUUAUAAAAAGAAAUUAUCCAAGACAACGCCAAUGACAAGUUUGAUAGGUUUAACACCCCUUUUAUCUCUAACGGUACACAUGUCCGUGAUGAUAGUUUUCCAAAUGAUAGGAUAUCACGUUGUUCGACAGUUUUCGUGGUUUACGCCAUUUGUACCUACUAGCAAUACUAGAUACACAUGUUACGAAAACUAUUCAGUUUUUUGUGUUUCUAUGUUUCAAUACAUCACAAUGGCUAUUAUAUUUUCGCGUGGAAAGCCAUAUAGACGUCCGAUAUAUACCAACAGCGCAUUCAUGUUUUCCAUCAUUUUAUUAACGUUCAUAUGUGCGUACAUUACAGUUUAUCCGGCAGAUUGGAUAGUGAAUGCGUUACAAUUAAUUGUACCGCCCGUUUACGACUGGAGACUCAUUAUCCUAGCACUCGCUAUAAUUAAUUUUCUCAUUUGUUUUUUCGUCGAAAGCAUUAUAAUAGAACGUGUAAUCGAGAAUACUUUGAAAAGAAGAAUGUACAAACUGAAUAAAUCGAAAAAACGAUAUUUAAAAAUAGAAUAUGAAUUAAAAAAUUGCGAAAAUUGGCCAAAAUUCGGUAAACAACUUUCAAUAUUAACUACCCUGCGUAAGGAAGAUGACGUACGGAACAUUACGAAUAUUACAUAUAAUAGUAAUUGUCCGACUAAUAAUCGAAUGGUAAAUAAUGACUCGAUCGAGUUACCACGCAGAAAUAUCAGUAAGAAAAAUGGUUUCGAAAAUCUUGGUUUCGUAAAAAUGAUUAAAUAUAUACAUAAUGUAUCUAUUUUCGAGAAAUCUUUUUUAAAUCUCUCAUCAUAAAACUCAGUAUUAGCGUAAUAAUAUAUGUACCUAAUAUAUGUACGGAUAUUGGAAUGUAUAUCGCAUUAAUGAAAGGGUGUUUGCAUAAAAAUAUUGAGGAAUAUAUAUUAUACACAUGCGUAUAUACAUAUGGUAUUAUUAACGACAAUUCGGAAAUAUAUUUAAUGUUUUGGAAAAAAAAUUGAAUAUAUUUUUAUAUAU